Cyprinus carpio (common carp) is the source of this 1558-nucleotide messenger RNA. RefSeq names its product interleukin 12B 2 (gene il12b2). Gene Ontology annotation, cellular component: external side of plasma membrane; alpha-beta T cell receptor complex. NCBI's taxonomy places the organism in Eukaryota, Metazoa, Chordata, Actinopteri, Cypriniformes, Cyprinidae. Gene Ontology annotation, biological process: positive thymic T cell selection; cell surface receptor signaling pathway. The record is from RefSeq and is a predicted model, not a curated record. Gene Ontology annotation, molecular function: protein binding; transmembrane signaling receptor activity.
UUAGGAUCGCAAAAUUCUAACUUGUGAAACCGGUCUAUAAUAAGAGUGAUGACAGAGAGGGGAAAAGAGCCCAUCUCUUAGUAAUUCAGCGGUCGUAGUUUUAACACGUGUUUAUUUUCAGCUCGAGGGAAACUCGUUCUAAGAAUCCGCAGACAUUUGCCCACGGGUUACGUGUUAUCGUGUGGUGGGAAUGUGUGGAUAAAAGCGCGCACAGGCACAGACCCCAUGAGAGGACGCGACAAUCACACUUCAGAUAUUUCUGCGCUGAAUUUUGACGCAACAGCAGCGAAGAUGGUUUGGUUGAUAAGGUUCAUCCUUCUCUUCUGUUUGUGCAUAAUGAGGAUGUCCGCACUUAAUCUUUUCCCUGCGAAAUUUGAAAUUGCUGAGAGACAAGCAUCCGUUACCCUGACCUGUAGAACAGAUAAAGACAAAAUCACAUGGAAACGUGAGGACGCAAAUACCAUAGAAAACAUAUUGCAAUCAGAAUUUGAAAUCCUCAGUGGGCGGGAUUUGACCGUGAUUGGCCUGCAGGAAGACCUAACAGGGAAUUACACCUGCUGGAGUGAUUCAGGUCUUGAAGACUACACCUAUCUCCUGCUCGACAAGUCUAAAGAAGCUACAGCUUUUCAAAUCAACUGCACAGCUGAGACAUUUUCCUGCACUGAAAAAAUCAAAUGUGCCUGGACCCCAAAUGAUCUUACAGGUGAAAUUGCUUUCAGACUUCGCAAUGCAAGGGAUAAUGGUGACUGGGUGUCACAACCCGUGGAUGGAGUAUUUUAUCUCCCACAUUCCACCGAUUCAUACUCUGAAGAGUCCGAGCGGCUGCUGAUAACAGGGGAGGCAGCUUCCAAAUGCUGCUAUGUGAAAACUGAGUACAGCUUCUUCCUACGAGACAUCAUUAAGCCAGCGAAUCCAAACAUUUCAAUCUGCAGUAUAAAAAAUGAGGGGAGUGACGAUCAAAUCGUAGAAGUAAAGGUGGAGCCUCCCUCGACCUGGCCGCAGCCCCACAGUUUCUUUCCUCUGAAGCAUCAGAUCGAGUAUGAGAUACGACACGACGGGAAGCUGAUGACUAAAGAAUGGGAGGAUAAGUCAAAGAACGAAGUCACGGGUUCCAUCACAAAACUAAGGGUCCGCUGCAGAGACCUGCUGCUCCUCUCUCAGUGGAGCGAGUGGAGCGAGUGGAAAAACGUGACCAAUAGGGAAAAAGGAGGCCGAAGCAAAGGACAAAGAAAGAAACAAAGAAACAAGAAGAAAAAUAAAAAAAAUAAGAAGACAAAGCAGAAAAAUAAAAAUAAAAAUAAACAUCUGAAUUUGUCAUAUGUUUGAAGAUUGAAACAUUGUAAAUAAAGACUGUGAAUGUGUGUAUAAACACUAAUGCUAAGCUGGGUAUGUUUAUGAAACUUUUUAGUCAACAGCAGGAGGCAGCAGUGAGGACAGAGGGGACGCUGCCUCCUUUUGGGAGUUUUAUGGGAUUAUCUUAACUUUUUGUACUUGACAAAUCAACAGAAUUCGAAACAGUAAAUAUUGAAAGAAAUAAAAUAUUGUAUUUGCAAAAAUA